Molecule: messenger RNA, 968 nt
Organism: Schistocerca cancellata (South American locust)
Lineage: Eukaryota; Metazoa; Arthropoda; Insecta; Orthoptera; Acrididae
Gene: Arfrp1
Product: ADP-ribosylation factor-related protein 1
Exons: 5
Coding region: 125-733 (202 amino acids)
Biological process (GO): intracellular protein transport; protein localization to organelle; Golgi to plasma membrane protein transport
Cellular component (GO): Golgi apparatus
Molecular function (GO): GTP binding; GTPase activity
Source: RefSeq, a predicted model, not a curated record
AUAACAAUAGUACGCACAAUGUUGAGUUGCGGCUAAGUUCAGUCUUCAGUGCUGUACUAAGAUUGUGCCACGAUGGGGGAGAUGUCAGUGAAGUCUCUUUUGUAAACAGUUCAUUUCAAUUAUUAUGUAUACCCUUUUUUACGGACUUUACAAAUAUCUAGUACAAAAAGAUGAAUACUGUAUUCUUAUUCUCGGACUUGAUAAUGCGGGUAAAUCCACAUACCUCGAAGCUGCCAAGACAAAGUUCACGAAAAAAUAUAAGGGAAUAAGUCCCAACAAAAUAACAACCACAGUAGGUUUAAACAUUGGAAAAAUAGACAUUGCUGGAAUCAGACUUAAUUUUUGGGAUUUGGGCGGUCAGGAGGAACUCCAGUCUCUGUGGGACAAGUAUUAUGCAGAAUCCCAUGCUGUGAUAUACAUAGUAGAUUCGUCAGACAGAGACCGGAUUCCUGCAUCAAAGGAAGCUUUUGAUAAGAUGAUUUCAAGUGAAAGCCUGAUUGGGGUACCUCUUCUUGUUCUGGCAAAUAAACAAGAUAUCCCUGACUGUAUGGGUGUUCGUGAAGUUAAGCCAAUUUUCAACAAAAGUGCACAUCUCAUUGGUCGUAGGGAUUGUAUGGUGAUGCCAGUGUCUGCAUUAACAGGAGAUGGAAUAAAUGAGGGAAUACGGUGGCUUGUAGAUUGUAUAAAACGGAACAGUGACAUACGCCCACCAAGAAAUCAAGAUGAUACAUAAUGGUCCCAGUGACCAAAAAUGUGAUAGUAUUUACAUUCCUAUGGAAGAAAGCUGUCCUUGUGUGAUGUUGACAAGAUAAAAGAUUUUGGAGCCUGGGGAAAUUCACACACAGGGCUAAAAGUGAUAUGUCAUAUUUCAUCUGUUGUACAAAAUAUACAUCAUUUUAUAAGACAUAAACAUUGGUUAAUCCUGCCUUGUAUUUCGUGUUUGAUAAAUAAAGUAUUUAAAAUUUUAA